Molecule: messenger RNA, 1020 nt
Organism: Neoarius graeffei (lesser salmon catfish)
Lineage: Eukaryota; Metazoa; Chordata; Actinopteri; Siluriformes; Ariidae
Gene: npbwr2b
Product: neuropeptides B/W receptor 2b
Exons: 1
Coding region: 1-1020 (339 amino acids)
Biological process (GO): neuropeptide signaling pathway
Cellular component (GO): membrane; neuron projection
Molecular function (GO): neuropeptide binding; neuropeptide receptor activity
Source: RefSeq, a predicted model, not a curated record
AUGGAGAAUAUUUCAAACCCCGUCAAGACAAACUCCCAGUGCAACUUCAGCAUGUACUUUCAUUACGACAGUUCUCCCAACCACUCCGAGUUAAACUGUACUCCACCGGCGGAUUACUUCUUUUACGCAGACCUGUACGUAGUUCUCCCGGUUAUUUACUCCGUGAUAUGUGCAGUGGGAUUAACCGGCAACACAGCAGUGAUCUAUGUCAUACUGAAGGCUCCUAAAAUGAAGACAGUCACUAACAUGUUUAUUCUAAACUUGGCAAUUGCUGAUGAUCUCUUCACGUUAGUUUUGCCCAUUAACAUUGCUGAGCAUCUCUUGCACUACUGGCCCUUUGGUGAGGUGCUUUGCAAAAUCAUUUUGAGCAUUGACCACUACAAUAUUUUCUCAAGCAUAUAUUUUCUUACAGUUAUGAGCGUUGAUCGAUACCUGGUAGUUCUGGCCACGGUGCGCUCUAAACGCAUGCCCUACCGUACAUACAGGGCAGCCAAGAUAGUCAGCCUGUGCGUCUGGUUGUUGGUUAUCCUAAUAGUGGUGCCCUUUACAGUGUUUGGCGGAGUCUAUAUCAGCCCAGAGGACACCGAGAGAAAAAGUUGCGUGCUAAGUUUUCCCAGCCCAGAAGGUUUGUGGUUCAAAGCAAGCCGGAUUUAUACACUCAUUCUAGGCUUUGCAAUUCCUGUCUCCACGAUUUGCAUACUCUACACUAUGAUGCUGUACAAGCUGCGCAACAUGAGACUCAACACUAAUGCCAAGGCUCUGGAUAAAGCUAAAAAGAAAGUGACCAUCAUGGUGUUUAUAGUGUUGGCUGUGUGUUUGUUCUGCUGGACUCCAUUCCAUCUCAGCACCAUCGUAGCUCUGACCACAGAUCUGGGCACUACACCACUUGUCAUUGGUAUUUCUUACUUUAUCACCAGUUUGAGUUACGCAAACUCCUGUCUCAACCCAUUCCUCUAUGCUUUCCUGGAUGACAGCUUCAGGAAAGCGUUUAAGAAGAUGCUAGAAUGUAGGGCUGGUUGA